GCUCAAUUCGCCAACAACAUCCUCAAUGUGCCAACAUUCCAUCGCGAUUGCUCCUCACACAUUCUUCUUUGCACUGGCCCCAGAGACAUAUUCCAGGUCAUCACGCUUGCCAUCGACAGUCACGGCUCGCUGGUUCGCCAUCCCUCGUCGUUGCAUUUCAACAUGAGACCCUCGCACAACGUACACGUCUUCCGGGUGCAGAUUAGAUAUUUUCUUUCGUAGCAGCGCAUUCGCUACAUCCCCAACGUGCGCGCCUCGUAUCCUAACACACGCUCUCAGGCACCGGGGCUUCUUCGCCAAAGACGGGAGCACGAGAGGCUUUUCCUGUUUCCAUUGGCUGCAUCCUGGGCCAGGGCCUUGCACGUCGCCAUCCCGCACGCCAGCACUUCCACGCCCCGUUGAAUAUACAUUCAGCGCUGGGGCACGCAAAGGGAGAUGGAGCCUCAUUCGCGUCCUUGCUCAUCUCGAAAUGGCACGUUGCGUCUUCCUUUGGCCCUCGUUUGGUUGCUGAGGACCGUACUCGCCGGGCCAACCAGCGACCAAGUGACACAGACCGUUGCAGACCUGGCACUCUGGCAGAAUAUAAAGAAAACGGCUGACCGUCUGCUCCAUCUCAUCAAUCCCUUCGUAGCUAGUGGCGACUUGACGACUUCGAUUUCCGUGGGCAUGGUCAAAUUGACAGCACUUUGUGGAAUUGGAUCUGCGCUCUGGUUCUGGAGCGGACGGAACGGGAAGGACAAGGCUGUCGGCUCCCAGCACGCAUCCGACCCUGCUGUUGAUGAUGCAUCCACUACUGACCCGGGACUAUUGAAGAAGCAUAGUACCACCCGCUCAUACACGGUGCCCUCCACCAAGAUCACCUACCCGGGAAUCAGAACCUUCUAUCGGCCUCAUCCCCAAGAGAGCAAGCUUCCGAGAAAGCCACGUCCAGUUCCGCUGCUGGUGUUUGUUCAUGGUCUAGGAGGAUCCAUCGCUCAGUUCAGCCCUAUUCUCCUCAGUCUCUCCAACCUCGCUUCGUGUUUGGCUAUCGAUCUGCCAGGGUGCGGCAUUUCUUCUUUCGAGCCAAGAGCAUGGAACGCUUAUACUACAGAGGCCUUGGUGCAACUGCUUGCUGUUGUCAUUGAAACGCAUCGUGCGGUAGAUGAGGGUCAGACGGUCAUUCUCGUCGGACACAGCAUGGGCUGCUCACUGGGUGCACUGCUGGCUUCACCUUCCUCGCCCCAUGCGUAUCUCCUUUCUCAACACGUCAGUGGCCUCAUCGCCAUCUGCCCCCAGGCAGACCCACCAACGGAAAAUCAAGUCAAGGCACUACGAUCGCUCACCUCACUACCAUCCACGAUCUUCGACUUGCUCAGACGAUGGGAUCGAAGAGGAGGCAUCAAUAGUAAGAGCGUUCAGCGUAUGGCAGGAGCCGACGCUGAAGAAGAAACCAAGAAGCUGCAACUGCGCUUCAACAAACAAAGUCGCAGUGCCGUUUGGCAGAGGAUGGCACGAGGCAUGUGUCCAGACUACUCAAGCGGCUCACCUCGAGGUGGCCUUCCCGGAAAGGAGGUCUGGUCCGGCUUGGAUAUUCCCGUUUUCCUCGCCGCUGGUGAAGCUGAUCACGUUACACCAGCUACAAAUGUUAAGCGCAUUGUCGAGUUCUUGGGUAGAGAUGCAUCUGCAAUUGAACCACCGAGCGAGAAAGCGAGUCUGCCCAUUGCAGCGGCACCAUUCGACCUACCUGCAGUGCUUCCAGGCGACUCGGCGCGCAAGCAUCAAGACUCUGGCAUUGACGCAGAUGAUCUACCACACCUUGAGGAUGAUGUCAAGACGGUGGGCUCAACGGCUGCAUCUACCAAUGCUGCCAGCCUUGUCAACACGGAAGGCAGCAUGACCACCGCUGACGCCACGCUAAUCUCACUUUCAACGGCCCCAAGCUCCAGUAAUCCAUCACCCCAUCCACGCCGCCUGGUGGUUAAGACCGCCAUCAUGCCUACACCGGCAGCGCACUCUUUGCUAUUCGCGCCAUCGUCGUCACGCAUCAUAGCCGGACUCAUUGGCACCUUCUUUGCUGACCAUAUUGACCCCCGCCUGUCUCUUGCCUGGCAGCUCCAAUACCUCUCCACAGAAGGCAAGUGGGACGUCAAGAACCUCGAGAAAUGGAAAGCCGUGCUGCCUGUUUCGCGACCCAUUGGGGGCGUUUUCCGCGCCAUGAAGACGCUCCGGGAAGUCGACGAGGAACAUACUCCAGCGGUCCUCGCUAAGAAGUGGGCGGGCAAGCUAUGCGCUGUCAUUGACAUCUCGCACGAUAACCCGGUGUACGACCCCAAGGGCCUUGAGGUGGGGGGCAUCCCAUAUUACAAGUUUCCUACCGUGUCGAAGCAGCCUCCACAAGACGAUGAGGUGAAGGUCUUCAUGGACUUGGUGGACAAGAUCCGAUCCGAGAAGAAAGAGGGCCUCAUCGGAGUACACUGCCACUAUGGCUUCAACCGCACCGGUUUCUUCCUCGUGUCGUAUCUCAUUGAGCGCCUGGGGUAUAGAGUCGAGGACGCCAUCGACACCUUCCAGCAAGCGCGCCCGCCGGGGAUUCGGCACUCGCACUUCAUCGAUUCUCUGCACGUGCGCUACUGUCAGGGGCUGAAGAAGGCUCCUACGCUUUAACCUUCACUAUCAGAUUCGUUGACUUGGAAUUGGUCAACGGUCGUUUGUUUUGUAUACUAGUUUUCCCCUGUUCACAAUUCUUUCAGCACUUUUAGCAAGCGCCCGCGUCUGGCGUUUCAUUCUUACAACUACUAUUCGGCUAUUGGUCAUUUGGGUAUUGCAAGCUACGGGUCUCGCAUGGGAUACUGCAGGUGUUUGGUACACUUUAUUAGGCUUCCGAAAUUCAC
Cucurbitaria berberidis CBS 394.84 is the source of this 2870-nucleotide messenger RNA. RefSeq lists its product as uncharacterized. The coding region runs from base 436 to 2643 and encodes 735 amino acids. Gene Ontology annotation, molecular function: mRNA guanylyltransferase activity; protein tyrosine/serine/threonine phosphatase activity. The record is from RefSeq and is a predicted model, not a curated record. Lineage: Eukaryota; Fungi; Ascomycota; Dothideomycetes; Pleosporales; Cucurbitariaceae. The transcript is spliced from 2 exons. Gene Ontology annotation, biological process: 7-methylguanosine mRNA capping; protein dephosphorylation.